AACAUUUGUGAAAGACUGUGCAAUAAGUCCAUCCGUGACAUUUCCUGGCUAUUAAAUUUUCCAAGGUUAACUGUUAGUGGUAUUAUAAAAAAGUUGAAGACACUGAGAACAACAACAACUCAGCCACAAAGUGGUAGGCCACGUAAAAUGAUAGAGCGGGGUCAGCGCAUGCUGAAGCGCACAGUGCGCAGAAGUUGCCAACUGUCUGUAGAGUCAAUAGCUAAAGACCUCCAAACUUGUUGUGUCCUUCAGAUUAGCACAACAACAGUGUGUAGAGAGCUUCCAGCAGGUCGCCACUGGACUCUAGAGCAG
Molecule: messenger RNA, 312 nt
Organism: Staurois parvus
Lineage: Eukaryota; Metazoa; Chordata; Amphibia; Anura; Ranidae
Source: the annotation of a GenBank genome assembly